AUGACUUUUCUUGACUCUGUUGUUCCCUCCGAAAGCUUGCCGGAACUAUCUGCUAUGCCGCCGCAGACUGGGGCUUCCACGGCGAGCCCGGUACCAGUUGAUCCCCCGUUGUGGGGGGCAGAUCCAGGUGAACGCCAAGCAACGGUUGGACGCCAAUCGCACCUCGCGGCCCCAGCUAGCCACUGUGCGGAAGGUACUAUUUCAGCGCAGCGAGUCGGUCAGCAUCCGAUCGACACACAGUUCAGAAAAUUCGUCAAUGAAGCGGAGAUCUGA
This is a messenger RNA of Penicillium antarcticum, 273 nucleotides long. RefSeq lists its product as uncharacterized. The transcript has a single exon. The coding region runs from base 1 to 273 and encodes 90 amino acids. The record is from RefSeq and is a predicted model, not a curated record. Lineage: Eukaryota; Fungi; Ascomycota; Eurotiomycetes; Eurotiales; Aspergillaceae.